Messenger RNA from Argentina anserina (silverweed cinquefoil), 1380 nucleotides. Its product is annotated as glucuronoxylan 4-O-methyltransferase 3. The coding region runs from base 308 to 1204 and encodes 298 amino acids. Gene Ontology annotation, biological process: plant-type secondary cell wall biogenesis; xylan biosynthetic process. The transcript has a single exon. NCBI's taxonomy places the organism in Eukaryota, Viridiplantae, Streptophyta, Magnoliopsida, Rosales, Rosaceae. Gene Ontology annotation, molecular function: glucuronoxylan 4-O-methyltransferase activity. The record is from RefSeq and is a predicted model, not a curated record. Gene Ontology annotation, cellular component: Golgi apparatus.
UAUUUCCAAUUAUCCAUAUUUAGGAGGUAUGCGUUCUUUACUUGAUUGAUUGUUCGUUCACAAAGCCUUGCAAUAUAAUUUAUGUAUUUGGUAGUUUGAGCUUCAUUUUCUUAGUAUGAAUCUUCUGACCUGUGAUUAUUACUCACUCUAGAGGUUUCUCACGUACCAUAGUACCAGCAUUUCCUCCUAGAAAAACAACAGAACCCGUCAAUUUGUGUCUCCCAUCUCUCUUCAUCAAGUCCCACAUUCACCUAGCUAGCUUUAACACCUUGAUCCCUUCCCCCCCUCUCUCACAAGCAUCAGAAAAAUGAGGUCCAAACCUCAAUGUGGCAUCAAUCUCAAGCUCAUUGUCAUCUUCUGCUCCCUCCUCCUCCUCUUCACCGUCUUAAUAUUCCGAUCAAACCUCACCUAUCCUCUGAAAACCCCAUCUUCAUCAUUGAUCUCAGAAUCCCGCCUCUCAAACUCCACUACUGAUCAACCUCAAGUCCCAAAAUGCCCAUCGCUUGAAGUACCCUUCAUCCCCACAUGCACAAAAACCCCACCUUCCUUGGCCAACGCCCUCAUCCACUACGCCACCACGAACAUCACCCCGCAGCAAACCUUCAAGGAAAUAUCAGUAUCAGCAAGGAUCCUAGCAAAGAAGGCCCCCUGCAACUUCCUCGUCUUCGGCUUAGGCCUCGACAGCCUCAUGUGGGCAGCUCUCAACCACGGCGGCCGCACCGUCUUCCUAGAAGAAGACCAGUCCUGGAUCGACCAGAUCAAGGAACGCCUUCCCAACUUAGAAUCCUACCACGUCAUGUACGACACCAAAGUCCAUGAAGCUGAGGAGCUCUUCAAGCAUGGCUCGAAAGAAGAGUGCAAGACUGUGAGCGACCCUAGGUUUUCCAAGUGCCCAUUGGCGCUGAAGAACUUGCCGGGAGAUGUGUACGACAUGGAGUGGGACUUGAUCAUGGUGGAUGCUCCCACUGGGUACUUUGAUGGAGCUCCUGGUCGGAUGAGUGCUAUAUACACGGCAGGGUUGAUGGGGAGGAACAGAGAGGAGGGUGAGACUGAUGUGUUUGUUCAUGAUGUGGAUAGAGUGGUCGAGGAUAAAUUCUCCAAGGCUUUUCUUUGUGAAGGUUAUUUGAGAGAGCAAGAGGGGAGGAUUAGGCAUUUUACGAUUCCGAGUCACAGGGCUCGUCUGGGCAGACCCUUUUGCCCGUAAGAUGUUAGUGUUAUUAUAGAGCAUGCAGCAAUAUGGAUCUAUAUCUCUUCUUCCUUAAUUUCAUCUCUUCUCCUGUUCUUUCUGUGUAGCAUCAGAUAAAUUUCUUCGGAUUGUAUUCUUUUUCUAUUGAUUUUGAUGCAUACUGAGAUUAUUAAUUAAUCUACUCUAAGAAUUCU